This is a messenger RNA of Perkinsus marinus ATCC 50983, 404 nucleotides long. RefSeq lists its product as hypothetical. Gene Ontology annotation, molecular function: ATPase activator activity. Gene Ontology annotation, biological process: protein import into mitochondrial matrix. The transcript is spliced from 5 exons. NCBI's taxonomy places the organism in Eukaryota, Perkinsozoa, Perkinsida, Perkinsidae. Gene Ontology annotation, cellular component: PAM complex, Tim23 associated import motor. The coding region runs from base 31 to 357 and encodes 108 amino acids. The record is from RefSeq and is a predicted model, not a curated record.
UCCAGUGCUACUCGUUUCCCUCAUCCCAUAAUGCUUGGUCAGCUGUUUGCCCUCGGUGUGGGGGCAUUGGCCGUCCGGCAAGGUUUAAAAUGGGCCGCUACCUCGAACAUCAUGCUUCCAAAAUUGCCCUGGGCCGCCCUCCGAUCUCUUAGGGGCUUAGAAGGGUUCGAGUCGAAGAUGUCUCGAGGGGAAGCCUGCAAAGUACUCAACCUCAGCCUUGCUCGAGCCUCGAAGGAGAACGUUCGGAAGGCGCAUCGUGAGCUGCUUUUAGCCAACCAUCCUGAUAAGGGCGGUAGUACGUUCAUUGCGACCAAGAUUAAUGAGGCUAAAGAUAUACUCAUAGGUAAAGGCAAGUAACGUAGGUUAUAGAAUACAGUGACUUUUUAAUCGCUUUAUCAGUAGUC